This is a messenger RNA of Neodiprion virginianus, 10892 nucleotides long. RefSeq names its product helicase domino (gene dom). The coding region runs from base 263 to 10015 and encodes 3250 amino acids. Gene Ontology annotation, molecular function: ATP binding; ATP-dependent chromatin remodeler activity; ATP hydrolysis activity. Gene Ontology annotation, cellular component: Swr1 complex. The transcript has 27 exons. The record is from RefSeq and is a predicted model, not a curated record. NCBI's taxonomy places the organism in Eukaryota, Metazoa, Arthropoda, Insecta, Hymenoptera, Diprionidae.
UCAAGCAAGGCAACGGAGCUUUUGGGUUGCGGUCCGAUGAAAUUUGUCGGGGAGCCGUCGCCAUGUUUAGAAGUGUGUGCGUCCUUGAGAAGAGUCGAGCGCAAAAUGUUCUCUUAAAAUAUGAGAUAUAGCUCACGUGCCGAAUAUUACGUGGGGUACCUAAUUACGCUUUAACACAUUCUAAUUAUCGGUGUGAUGUUAUUUUUCGCGGAUGGCUAACCUACGUUGGAGAAUUUUGUGAUUACAUUAUGUGUGACGUGCGAUGAGUGAUAAGCAGACUGCUGCUAGUCUACCGCCCCUGGUUGGGGGCGGAGGAAAUAAUGGGAGCUCAUCCCAACAAACAGUUAGACUACAACAAGUUCUGGCCAAUACCCAAGGCCUUAACGUCCUCACAACAGGUGGCGGACAACAAUUUGUCAUCACUUCACAAGUUCCUGGCCUCGCACAGGUUAUACCUGGAACAAUCACCACUAAUGCUGGUGUUCAACAAGUCGGGGUUACAAGAAUUGUCAAUAUCAGUAGUACUUCGCCAAGAGUUAGCGUCGUUGGAGUUGCAGGUGCGAGCAGUUCGCCGCUUCCGUCUCCGACUCGCAAGAGUCCUGCCAAAGUCGUCUUGUCAACGUCUCCCAAGCUGGUCAGAACAACAACACCGAAUGUAUUUGUCACGCCGACUUCGCAGAGUUCGGUACAAUCUCCGCCGGUGAGAAAGAGACUCAGGCUCACAGAGUCGACCGAAAAAGCAACUACAGUUGAAGACUCAUUGGGCUACAGAAGACGCAUCAUGGAACAUAAAAUGACGAGGAUGCGAGCGAUCCGAGAAAAGUAUGCUGAGAAUGCAUCUGAGUUGUUCUUCCUUCACGCUGGUGGAAAUAUGAUGGAUUUUCAAAACUGGAGGAAGCAACCGUUCACUGCCCAGUACUUGCAUUUCUUGAGACAGCACAGACUUGAUCCCGAGGAUGACGAUGAGGAUUUGACCGUUCCUUUGCCUGCGGUCAUUUCAGACGUGCCAACUUCUAGCCUCACAACCAGUUUCGUCGCUGCUGCUUCCAGUAGUCAGGGUACCGAAGUUAAAAUUCCAGGUGCAGGCGUCACUCCUGUCGCUGUUUCUACCACUCUCCCUGCAGCCGUUGCCCAACUAAGCCAACAAGGACAAGUACCAGGUAGGCCCCAGGGAGGCCGCCACGGCAUGGUGUUUGCGAUACGACCAGCUGUACAGAAUCCACCAGCCACUACUCACCCUUCACCUACCUCUACCAUAGCACCCACCUUCAUUAUAGGUGGCACUCCCAUAGUUCCGGAUCCACCGAAAUCAUCACCAGUACAAUCGAGUCCUGUUGCUGAACGAAUUCCAACUGCAGGAACAUCGAAUAAAACACCAAAAGUUACGACAAGUCUUACCUCUUCUCAGCCCGUUGUCAAGCUUGUCAAAUUACCAGCAUCAACUGUAGUCUCUUCUUGUGACAUGACAAACAAUCAGGAACAAAUUGUAGAAAAAGCGAAACAGGAAGCAUACGUUAUGCAAAGGAUCUCAGAAUUACAACGAGAAGGUUUGUGGUCGGAGCGACGGUUGCCCAAAGUUCAGGAACCUUCAAGAACAAAAGCCCAUUGGGAUUACCUUUUGGAGGAAAUGGUUUGGUUGGCUGCCGACUUUGCACAGGAAAGAAAGUGGAAAAAGGCUGCGGCAAAAAAGUGUGCCAGAAUGGUUCAGAAACAUUUCCAAGAGAAGGCUGUUCAAGCACAAAAGGCAGAGAAGUCUCACGAGCUCAGAUUGAAAAAAAUCGCCGGUUUUGUUGCCAAAGAGAUUAAAACAUUUUGGACAAACGUUGAAAAGCUGGUGGAAUACAAGCAACAAACUAGAUUAGAAGAGAAAAGAAAAAAGGCGUUGGAUCAGCAUUUAAAUUUUAUCGUUGGUCAGACUGAAAAAUAUUCCACCUGGCUCACUGAAGGGUUGAAUAAAGCCGAAGGAGCACCCAGUGUUUCUGCUUCAAUGAAUAGUUCUCGGAUAUCGUCUCCUAUUACCGCUGGAAAACAUUAUUCUGAUGAUGAAUUCGAGCCUAAUCAAAGUUCGGACGACGAUGAAGAGACAAUUGCUAAGGCUGAGGAGGAGAUGAAGUCGACGACAAAUCACGUAGAGGAGGUUGAAAUGUUGAAACGCGAGUCGGAACUUCCUUUGGAAGAUUUGCUGAAAGAAUUACCUCCCAACUACCUCGAGGAACGAGAUAAAAGCCUCUCCCCUGGUCCGAACGAGGCUGUUGGAAAUGAUUCAAAUUCCAUGGACGGUGAUGAAGAAUUUAUCGCUGCUUCAGACGAAUCGUCAGACUACGAGGACACAAUUAUGGAACAGGAGAAACUUGAACUUAAUCAGGAUCAUAAACAGGAACUGAACGAUCUCAAGGCUGAAAAUGAAAUGUCCAUUGACGAGCUUAUGGCGAAGUAUGGGAACUUACCAGACGCGCCUAUGGACGUUGAUAUAGAAAGUGAUGGAGAGUCCAGCAAGGAUUCAGUGAAAGAUGAAGAGGAAGAGGAAGACAGGGUGGAAGAUAGCGAGGUUGAAAGUGAAAGUGAUGAUGAGACCAAAGACGAGGAUUCGCAAACUCAAAGCGACGACGAAACUAACGUUGGUCUUAAAUCCCUUUUGGAAGAUUUAUCAGUUGAAAAAUCUCCAAACGAUAAGAGCAUUGCAGAAUCGAUGGACAAAUCAGACCAAGCCAGAAACGAGAUGGAUGACGUUGCGGCACUAGCUGAAAGCAUACAGCCUAAGGGAAACACGCUGUUGACGACAAGUGUUGUGACAAAAAUCCCGUUUCUGCUUAAACACUCAUUGAGAGAAUAUCAGCAUAUUGGUUUGGACUGGUUGGUAACAAUGUUUGAAAGAAAAUUGAAUGGUAUACUAGCGGAUGAAAUGGGUCUCGGAAAAACCAUACAAACGAUCGCCCUCCUGGCACACUUGGCCUGUGAAAAAGGCAAUUGGGGUCCGCAUCUUAUCAUAGUUCCUACUUCGGUAAUGCUAAAUUGGGAAAUGGAGUGCAAGAAGUGGUGUCCUGGUUUCAAGAUAUUAACUUAUUAUGGCACACAGAAAGAAAGAAAACAAAAACGAACAGGUUGGACUAAGCCGAAUGCCUUUCACAUAUGUAUUACGUCUUACAAAUUGGUUAUUCAAGAUCAUCAAAGUUUUAGACGAAAGAAAUGGAAAUAUCUUAUACUUGACGAGGCGCAAAAUAUAAAAAAUUUCAAAUCUCAAAGAUGGCAGCUUCUGUUGAAUUUUCAGACUCAGCGGCGGCUAUUGCUAACAGGGACGCCGCUUCAAAACAAUCUAAUGGAACUCUGGUCGUUGAUGCAUUUUUUAAUGCCAAACGUAUUCCAAUCUCACAGAGAAUUCAAGGAAUGGUUUAGCAACCCUGUUACCGGAAUGAUCGAGGGAAAUAGCGAGUACAACGAGAAUAUCAUCAGACGUCUUCACAAGGUGCUCAGACCGUUUCUUUUGAGACGAUUAAAGACAGAGGUUGAAAAGCAGUUGCCUAAGAAGUACGAACAUGUUGUCAUGUGCCGACUUUCAAAACGUCAAAGAUAUCUUUAUGACGAUUUCAUGUCACGGGCCAAAACUAGAGAAACUUUGGCAAGUGGUAAUUUAUUGAGCGUCAUUAACGUACUAAUGCAGCUACGAAAAGUGUGCAACCAUCCAAACUUGUUCGAAGUUCGGCCUACUGUGUCGCCUUUUCAAAUGGAAGGAAUCAACUAUGUGACUGCAUCAUUAGCUUGGAGCGCUCUCGAUUAUGAUCCUUUCAAGCACGUCGAUCUAUCCUGUCUGAAUCUAUUCUUGAUAGACUUGGAACUUACCCUAACAGCAUUCGUAGCACAUAGAUCCAGGCAAUUGAGAACACCCCGAAAACUCAUAGAGGAAAUCGAUACUCAGCCUGAUCCACCUCCGAGGUGUCCAUCAGGGAAAAUUAAAAUUAACGUCAGGCUGUCUAACCAAAGUAAAACCUCGACAAACACGAAUACAAAUGCUACACCCCAACAGCAGCCUGCACCACCAGCGAAAUUGAAAAGCUUGACAGGACUUCUACCAACUCCAAAGGUCGGAACAUCGCCAUUGAUAAAGACAUUGAACAAUCAAACUCCUUCCGGACAAGGGGUGACUUUGAGGGUGGCCAGUGGACAAGAGCUACAAGGUUAUUCGGUACAGUUGGUGCAACAUCAAGGUAGCGUCAAAGCUAUUCCUGUCGCCACCUUGGCUCACACUCUGCAAACAACAGUGAAUUCUAUACCGACAACAGCGACGAUGAAUCCGCAACGUAUUACCGUAGGGAAUGCUAACAUUAAAGACGGUAUUCAGAGGCUAGCGACGCAGACUGUAACUGUAAAACAAGGAGAUUCUGUCCAAAGAAUAGCCGUGCCAAGUUUUGCCCAACUUGUCCAGACAUCGACCGGCAGGCACAUUAUUCUCACUUCAAAUCAACAAAAUACCAACACAGUUUCAUUUCCUGUAAUGACAUCAAAUGGUCAAAGAUUGACUGUCUUAUCCAAGUCUUUAAUGGGUUUGACGACAUCUGUUUCAACGGUAAACAGAGUUAUGUCAGGUGUUGUAACCACCACUACUCCUGCAACCAGUGGUAAGCCUAUAAUGAGGGUUCCUCCGCUAAACGUUACAACCUCGAUUCCUCAAACUACACCUGGAACACAGCAAGUACAACAGCAACCACUCAGAUGUGGAAUUGUCACUAGAAACUGCCAAAGUACUGCGGGUAAAAAUCAGAUCAAGGAAAUUCCAAAAUCUGAAUUUCAUUUGCCCCAACUGGACGAAGAACGCAGGCAGCGGAGGCAAGCUAAGCUUCAAACAAUCGCGAAUGUCAACGAGAGGCGUUGCGCAGCUUGUCCGUUUUAUGGAGAGGACCUUUUUGACGCUCUCAGAAUAGCCAAGCCAGCAAAAAAUUGUUGUUGGCAUAGCGAAGGGUGGUUAAAUUGCAAUAAUACGCAUAAAAACCCUCGGACCAGGCGGGAAUACUUUUCACGCACUGAAGCUCUCGCUGAAGCUAUAAAGUCUACCGAAUUAAUCGUCCAGCAGCUCCAAGAAGUUUUUGAAAGGUUUGUGGUUUACGUGCCUGCGGUACGAGCUCCUAUGCCAAAGUUUCAUGUUUCUCAUCCACCUCCACACAAGCUGUGGGGUCAGCAGAGACUGCAGAUAGAAUUGCAACGUGAGCUCUCUCCAAAGUUAGCACUUUUUCAUCCUGUUGCCAGUGCGAUGUUCACGCAGUUUCCAGACCCCCGCCUCAUUCAGUAUGACUGUGGUAAACUUCAGUCGCUGGACAAGUUACUGCGGAAAUUAAAAUCGGGCGGUCACAGGGUUCUAAUUUUCACUCAAAUGACCAGAAUGCUAGACGUUCUUGAAGCUUUUCUCAACUUUCACGGACAUAUUUACUUACGGCUCGAUGGCGCAACAAAAGUCGAUCAAAGACAGGUAUUAAUGGAAAGAUUCAACGGCGAUAAGAGGAUAUUCUGCUUCAUACUGUCAACAAGAUCUGGAGGUGUUGGUGUCAAUUUGACAGGUGCUGACACUGUCAUAUUUUAUGACAGCGAUUGGAAUCCCACAAUGGAUGCUCAGGCUCAAGAUAGAUGUCACAGGAUAGGUCAAACCAGGGAUGUUCAUAUCUACAGGCUAGUCAGUGAGAAAACUGUGGAAGAAAAUAUAUUGAAGAAAGCAAACCAGAAACGAUUACUCGGGGAUCUUGCGAUUGAAGGUGGAAACUUUACAACGGCGUACUUCAAGAGUUCUACCAUUCAAGAUUUAUUCAACGUCGAUCAAGCUGAGAAUGACGCGUCCGCCAGAAUGGCUGAUGUAUUGGAAAGAACUAAAGAAAGAGAUAAAAUAAUUCAACGUGAGCUGCUAGCUUCCACAACGCAACUAGCGUUAGCUCAAUCGUUAGAAGAUAAGGCUGCAAUGGGCGCGUUAGAAAGCGCGCUUGCCGCGGCCGAAGAAGAACUCGACGUGCAAGCCGCUAAGACCGCAAAAGCUGAAGCUGUUGCCGAUUUGGCUGAGUUUGACGAAAAUAUUCCACUCGACGAGGUUGAAAAGGAAGACACGCAAAUCAGCAAAGCUGAACAAGAAGUUCAACAUCUCGUACAGCAGUUAUCACCGAUCGAACGUUACGCAAUGAAAUUUGUGGAAGAAUCAGAAGGUAGUUUCUCGGCGGCUCAACUAGCGGCGGCCGAACGAGAACUUGAACAGCAGAAAAAGGAAUGGGAAUUGGGUAGGCUGAGAGCGUUGCGUGAGGAGGAGGAAAGACGAAUGCGACUUGCGGACGAUGACGAGAAGCCGUUGACAUUCGGACGCGAGGACGCCCAAAAUCAGGUUAAUAGUACUAGUAAUUCUAAAAAACUAGCUAUUAAGAAGACGCCAGCAAGUAGGCGAAGCUUACGUAAGAGAGGGAGUCGCGGGAUUCGUGAAUCGUCGGAAAGUGAGCCUGAGACUACCACAUCAGAGUCUGAGUCUCAGGAGGAUCAAUUAGAGGACAGUCCUGACGAAGAAUCUAGCCACACUGAGAGUCAGAGUCAGGAGGACGAAGAUGACGACGAGGGAGAUGAGGAGGAGGAGGAGGAUGACGGCGGCGGGGGCGGAGGGGGAGGAGGGGACAGGCGAAGCAAGUCCAAGAGCAAUGGCUCGUCUAGAAAUAAGAGUAAAUCUGGUAGAUCGAGUGACAAAAAUAAAUGGGAUUUAAACAGCCCUAGAACGAGGUCUAGGGGUGAUGUAAAAAUUAAUCUAUGGACCUUGGAUGUAAAACCUCUACUUCCUGGUGUGAAACCUGUCUCUUCUACUAGGCCUCCUAGGAAACGUGGAAAAUCAGGAUCCGACGACGUGAUCAUGCCUCCUCCACCUCCUGAUGCUUUGUCAAAAAAAAUUAGCAGCUCACCCACAAGCAUUUUCCAUCGUAGGCCUGAUACACCUCUACCUAUAGCUGGUAAAAAGGUUGUUAAUUUAGAAUUGAAAACUCAGAAUAAACGCACCGGGUCUAACAAUAGCAGGGUUAGGAAAGUAGAAAAUCACGAAUCUCUUAAUUCUAAAGGAGCUUCAAUUAAGUCCAAUACUAGUAACAUUGCUUCAAAAUUUAGUAGCAGAGAUUCUAAUGGUUUGGGGAAAACAGCAGAACGUCAGCGACAGCCUGUCGAAUCUUCAUUGGUUAUUGACAUAAAAUCUGAUCCGUUGAACGAUAUUAAAGACUAUACAAAGUCACAGACUGAUGAAUCGGUAAACGCGACUUCAGAUAAUAGUAUUGAAGUAGAAAGAGUCAAGUCCUCCUCCCCUUCAUUGUUAUCUAGUGUCGAGUCUGGCAAUGAUGGAGAAUCGGAGAUUCCUGAUCUCAAAGAUUAUAGUCCUCGAGAAAGUAGAAAAAAAUGUUGCAAAAAAUCUGAUGCAAGGAUCAGCUCUGAAAAUGAGGAUACGGAAGAAACUGCCAAUGAUUCUAUAUCUGUUGAAUUUCAAAAUUGUUCCGAUAAGAAGACAGUGCUUCUGAGGAAAAAAUUUCGCACAGCCCCAAACAAAGCUGCUGGGUACAUGAGUUCAGAAAGUUGUAACGUAAAUUCUACCAUUCGAAGUUACAAUUCCGUACACAAAUUAAAUUCUGACUCAGAUUCACAGGUAUGCGGAAGUUCUAGGUCGAAGAACUCCCAUUCGUUUUUGCCAUUUGUGAAACUAACAAAUUCUCUGUGCUCUUCUCGGCCUGAAUUUGGUCUCGUUGAAAACUCGAUCUCAAAAAGUAGAUCAAUCAGCCCGACUCCUGUGGCUACUGAAACGUGUAACACGAGCUCGUCUCAUAUUCUCAAGAAGACCGUAUUAAAUUCAAGUGCAGAGUCAAGUAAAAUACGGAGUAUAGAUAAUCAAGAAACGACUGAUACUUCUGAUUCUAAGAACUUGCCGAAAUCUUCCGAUCAUGAUUUGCAGGGUGUUAAAUCUGGUACUGUCAUUCACAAAUCUAAUUUAAACUCCACUGUCAAGUCCAGAAUUGCGAGGCCUGAUACUCCGUUCCCAGGUGUCACAACUAGGAACAAAAGCUCGACUGUCAACGCUUAUUUAAAAGUUCAACAAAUGCCUCCGGAUAUGGCAAUUGUUCUAAGACCGAGUACUCCUCCAAUGUCUGGAAUUGAGACCAGAAGAAUAACAAGGUCGGGUGCUACUCAAUAUAGUAGCGGCUCAAAUGUAAACUCUAAUUUACCAACUGGCUUUAAUAAACCCGUUACGAAAAUUGGAAGAGCACACAGGCCUGAUACUCCUCUCCCAACGUCUGAUUUAGGCAGAGUAACUAGAUCAGGUUCUAGUAGACCGAUUACAGCUUCACCUCAGAAACAGUCACAAAAAAUAGUGAAGAACGUAAUUUUGCCAGAUUUCAAGGUCCCAGAUAAUUCCCAGGUUUCCGAUCUUGAUCAAUCUAAUGAAAGCAUCAAAUCCGUGGAAAGUUCCUCUAGUUCGAAAUCCAGUACGUCGUCUGGCAGAGAGUCCGUUAGACUCUCUAAACGGAGUUCGAAUCACAAACCUGAAGAAGAGUUUCAAAUCCCAACUGAAUGUGUUAGGAGAACGCGUAGAUUUCAACAGAGUUUAAAUACUGACUCUGAAAAGUUCAUCAUACACAAACGGAGACCCGAUACUCCUUUGCCUGUUUCAUCUCGUUCGUUCAGAGUUACUCGAUCAACCGUAAAUUCAGAAUCGUCGCCGCGAUCCAGUAUCUGUGAAUUUUCGUCUGGCAUUCGAACAAGGGCUACUAGACAAUCGGGUGUGGAUUUGAGCGCGGUAGAUUCCUCCUUGUCUAAUCACAGAUUGGAUAUUGUUUCGGUAAAUGUUGAAACGAGUGAUACUAGCAUAAAUUCAGGCCCGAGCUCGAGUACACAAUCCACUGGCCACUUAUCCCCAAAGCUGAAAGCAAACCUAACAAAACGAUUAUCAAAUAUAUUGGGAACUAAGGCAUUUUGCGAGAAAUCCAGUAUUUCUAACACUGAUACAAACGCUAAUGCUGUUGACGCGAGGCUUAAAAGUCGGUAUGGCGUCCCUGUGGUCGAUCUUUCGGAUUGUCAGCCAUCCGGAAAGAGCCUACGAAAAACUAUUCCUUCCAAUUCAGUGAAGCCAGACUCGACAACUAAAACGUUAGAUAAUGAUGGCAAGUCAUGUUCAAUAAGUAAAAAAGAUAAGGUGGAUGGUACUGAUUCUAAAAAAUCUACUUAUUAUCCAUCUGUGACACUAGAACGUGAUGUUAGCAAAAAAACUCGCGAAUCAUCUGAAAUCAGAAGCAGUAGCAAUCGUUUUUCAUUAUCCCUGAACCACAGAUCACAACAGCUUAUGCCUGCAUCUAAACACAGACUUGGCGAUACGAAAAGUUUGAAGUCUUCUAACACACUCGAGUCAAGAGCAACCGAUGAUGGAUACUUGUCAAAAUCCGCAACCUUGCAUAGGUCGAAUACAUACUCAAAUUCCUAUUCAUCCAAAGCUUUUGUACGUGUCAGUAAGUUGAAGAGUAGCGAAGGUCGAAUCAGUAUUACGUCGUCUUCAUCAUUGGAACAAAGUUCCGAAUCCAUCAUUACAAAUAGUAAUGAUACCGAGGAAUUUUCGCAUCCUGAUACUCUAAGCCUUGAUUCCUCGGAUGUUGAUAUGUAUUCGAAAAUAGUGAAAUCGAGUCAUUCUGUGUCUGAUGAUACUGCCCAUGAUUCGGAUUCAGAAACUAGUGAAAGACAAUCCUUGGCUUGCGCUGACUCUACCGUACUAACUUAUAUUCGUAAAAUACCUGGCAGUAAUGAUUUUGAAUACAUACCUCCGCCUAAAAAGUACAGAAAGAAAAAGAGACUAAAUCGCAUUGCAUCGGUGAUGCCCAAGACUUUAUUAAGUAACAAAUCAGGUCAAAUUGAGGUAGCUGAAAUUGUAGAUGAAGAAGAUAAAAGCAGAUUUCGUUUUGGUAACAGAUCAACUCAUCAUCUUACAAUUAAGCCAAUGCCUCCUCCUUCUUCAGAAAAAUCAAACAAUAGCCCAGUGUCUUGAGUUCCACUUAGGCUUUAUUGUUACCCAUCUUAGUGAGACAGCAUCACUGUACAAAUAUUAACGUUUUUAAAUUCCUGCACGCGAAAACCAUGAAGAAUGGUUUUCAGAUUUGAAACAAAUUAUUGCUGUAGUUUCCAUCUCAUUCUUCUUCUCCUCCUAUUUUCUCUCUUCAUUUUUUCAUUUAAUUUUUCUUUAAGGAGCUCUUGUAAAUAUUGGCAACUAAGACAAAGCAAGUACACAGAUAGAAUGUCAUUGUCCUGAGUACAAUUGUCAUGCUUAUUUUUAUUUCUAAAUUUUUUUUUCUCAUAUAACUUGUAAAGCAAAUAAUAAUAAGAUAAUGAACGUGUCCGGUGGACGUAACUCUGUAAAUGCUUAGGUUAUCUACAUAAGUAAGUAAUGUUUCACAUAAAAAAGAAAAAAAUAAACAAGUGGAUCAUGCUCUUGACUGUACUAUAUUAGUUUAGAUUUUAGAGGUGGGAUAUCCUUGAUAAGUUACAGCGAUGCGUAGGCAUAAUUGAGUUCAGACCAAUGGCGAGAAUUCUUCACAUCUCUUGAUAAUAGUUGAGACAAAGAUAAGGACAAGAGAGAAAAAAUAAAUACCAUUCAGCAUAAUUGCGAUGAGCAAUGAUCACUUAAUUUCAUUGAGUACAUUGUAAACGUCAUAUACAUAUACAUUAUAUAUAUACGUAUCCGUACAUGUAUAUAAAUAUAUGUAUAUCGUAAGUCCUAUGAAAUCUGCGCAUUAAAAGAGCCCCACUGUAAUAUUAGCGAUAUUAAGAAGUUGUAUGCCUGUAUUUUGUAUGACCGAGUGAGUCCGAGAAAGUAAAAAAAACGAAAACAACAAUAAUAAUAAACGAAAUAUUCCUUGCUAUGAAAA